GCGUGGCCGGUACCGCCCCGCGCUCCCCGCCGCGGCGGUCGCUGUGGGAGCCGCACCGGCAGCGGGGCAGCCAUAGCCCCUCAGCGAGCGGUCGCGCCGGCACCAGAAACGCAGCUGAAUGAAGCUUAAAGGGCCACAGAUGAAAGAACUCGAACAUGUUUCUGAAGGUUUAAGAUGUGUCUGACAGUGACCUCCUUACCUUACUAAUAAAGAAGAGUGUUUCAGCAGAGCUUAGGAUAUGUUUACUCCAACUUCUUAAUGUACUAACUGGAAUGGUGUUCUGACAACAAUUCUUCAUAGUAAAGUACUUACCCUACUACAGAACAGUAUUAUUUUCUCUACUGAUAAUGCAACUCAAUGGAGGAAAGUAAUGUUUUGAUAAGCAUGCCUGAAGAUCGUUCCUUUCAUGUUCGAUACAGGUCAUGUCUCAGGCUCAUUUGGGUUUGACUGCUUUUUCCUUCUUUCUGGUAUUCCAAUAGAACUAACUUUAAAAAGAAGUCGGUGGCCUACUCCUAAGGAGAGGCUUUAUUAUGGGUCUGUUUCAUACUGUGCAAGCUGUUUCUUCGUCCCCAAUGUAGCUGGCCACCAUCACUUUAGCAGCCAUAAAAAUGCUUAUGCUGGUAGACGGAAGCUGGGUUUUCGUAUGUUGUUUAGUGAUUGAAAAUGCUGUUGUUAAUAAAGGGGUUAAUAAGUGAUCUGUAGAGUAAUUGUUUGUAGAAUUCGCUUGUCUCGACCUGCUAAAUUCAUACACAAGAAACUUGUAACUGCUUUUAUCUUGACUGGAGGAAAAAACCCCACAAAUUCAGCUGUGUGGUUUCUUUGUGUAUGCAUAUGAUGCAUGUGUGUUGCUUUGUUUCUAAGUCUGCCAUCAAACCUGGUUUGAUUAAAGACAGUGUUGCAGUGGAGGUGUAGUUAAGGUGUUUGGAGGGGUCAGUGUGGUGUAUUUCUGCAGUAUGUACAGAAACCAAGACUAAGGGCAGGAGUUGGGAAUAGUAUAGGAUCUUUGUUAGUGUGGCAUUAGUAAUUUUAUGCAUCUGAGUUGGGGAGAUAUAAUAGGAUUUUUUUGUUUAGUCUCUAGGUAUGUUACAUGUGUCGUAGGCAGGGGGGAGGAAAAGAGAAAAGGGAGCCAGGCGAGAUGAAAAGCUUAGAGGGACAGAUAAGGAUGAGGUAGUUUUACAAAUGAGAAAUUAUUCAGGAGAUGCCAACCUUUCAGAGAACAGGUCCAAGCAACUACAAACAGAAUAAUGAAACAAAUCCCUAUGUGGGUAUUUCCACCGUAAUAUCUGGAAGAGCAUUACCCAGUUUAUCAGGAAUGGAAUUUCAUUACAAGUACACAGAUGAAUGGGCCUUGUUCUCUUCUCAUCUCUGCAGAUUCAGUGUAUCUUUUGUUUAGCCAUUGGGUGUUGAAUAAAUAAGUAAUUCAAUUCAGCUCUGGGAACAGAGCAAGUAAUUUCAUAUUCUCCUUGUAACUAUUUAAUGACUUCCUAAAACAUUGAUAACCUAGUGCUGUCUGGUCUGCCAGCACGCUGUUUAACUAUUAGUAGGGACAGUUUAAACAUUCUAAAGAAGUGAUGGUUUUAUGACUGGAGAACACCUAAGUAAAUCUUAAAAAAAAAAAAAAAAAAAAAAAAAAAAAAAACCCACCAAAAAAACCCAAAAAAACCCGCAAAACCAAAAAACCAAAAAACAAAAGAAACAAACAAACAAAGUGUUAAUUUUCAUAACAGAAAUAACUUCAUAAAUAAUGGAGGAAUAAAAACCCGAAACCCAAAACUAAACCUUUUCUGAGUCCGGCUUUGGUGCUUGAUGGAUAAUCCUGCGAACUUUUAAAAUAACUGAAUGAUUUCACAGCUCUUCCAUAAUGUGAAUAAAAUACUAAUAUUGGAUACGGGCAACUGUGGAAAUAAAUAUCUUGUGUUCUCUGUUAAUUUUUUUUUUAUAGUGUAAUUAGACUUUGCAAUUGCAGAAGUUCAGUAAGAAUGGAUCCAAAUGGAAUCAUAGCUUUAACUCGUCAUACAGAUUCUGCCAAGCUAUUCACACAGCCUUUCUAGAGUUGCACUCGAGUAGUGUUAAAUAGUGGGUUCUUUUUUUUUUUUUUUUUCCACUCAAACAGUUCCUAAUUCCUGUUCUCAUUUACUUCCUGUCGUUCUGAUUGAAUUAAAUACUGUAAUAAUUUUCGUCAGCCUCGGUAUAAGCCUUCAUAGAUAUUUGUGUUCUGUCUGAAAAAACUGAAAUCUUUGAUAUUUAAUAAGUUAUAUUAUGUCUAGGUUUGCAAAGUCAAAGAUUAUGUUUCAUGUUCCUUGAUGAAAGGGUAAUGCUGCCAUGGCAUUUGGCAGUCUUUGACGUAGUGUGAUAUUGUCUUUGCACCUUUUUAAACUGUGCCUUUUCUUCAUUGAUUAGGUGGCUGAUUUAUCACAAUUGCAAAUCCAAGCAUGAUUUUUUUUUUUUUUUUUUUUUAAUGGGACAAAUUCACGUACAGAACCGGAGCCCACUGUAACGUUUUGGACUGUUAUGUCAUGUACACGUCUUGCUGAAAGCUCUCCCCUUUUUAGCUAAAAAUCUAAAGAAAUGAGUGUGAUUGUAUAAUGAUCUAAAUCUUCGCACUAAGGAGCACCAUAUUUUCUAGCCAUCACUUUAAUUGGCCAUGUCAUUUAACAUGAGGUGUCCGGAGAGAACCUCUUUGGAUAGGAUUAAGAUUACCCAAUGAAGUGUUUUAAGUCUUAAACCUUCAGUUGCUGAUGGUGUAAUCAUUUCUGCCUUGUACUUAACUGUACUUAAUCAUUUCUGCCUUUUUCUGUCUGACGUUCAACACAUGCAGAAUGUAACAAAACCCAGGUUGUGCAUUCUAGCAAACAGGAAUGCUUUCACUUCUCUGAGAAGAGCUUCCAAACCUAAAAACACUGCGUGUGUUAUGGAUAUCCAACCUGAGAAGUUGGGCCUGGGAAGAACUUCAUGCCUGACUUUGCAUUUGCUGUCUGCAUCUUCAACAGCUACCAGGUGGUUUUAAUUGCAAAAGUUAAAUAUGUCUGCCAUCUCGUUGUGCUUAAGUUGUGGAAUGUCGAAGACCAGCAGGUAUGGUACAAUUUUGUCUUGGUAACUUGUUUUACCUAUGAUCCAAAAUCUUCUAGUUCUCUUGAAAGUAAUAGGAUAUUUCCAAAAUAUUCCUGUCUUACUCAGAUUUGAGUAGACUGUCAUAUAACCUAGUUUCUUCCUAUUUAGAAAAAUAAUGAAACGUUAACGGUGCAGGUGGGUUAAAUAUCUAUCACUCUGUCUUGUCAAAACAGCUGUUUUCUGCUGUUGCCAUUAAAAUAACUUUUGGAAAAGUCAACAUUUGAUUGUUGCUAUUACUGAUAUGUGCAUACAAAGGGAAACGAUUUUAGGAGUAGAAUUGUAAAUGUUUUAUUCUUACAACCGGGUAAAUAUCAAAUCAUGGCAUGACAAGGAUAUCUUUAACUACACCAAAUGUUCUGGUUUGGAGUGCAAGCCCUUGUACGUACUGUAUAAACCACUUGAAAAAAAGAAGAAAAAUUCAAAACAAUGGACAGAUUUACAAAGUUGAUGUCACCUUUUUGGCAGUAUUAGCACACGCUUUUUGAACACUUACAGAAAGGCUUUGACUGAGUUUCCUUGUUUAAAAUAUGUUGUGAAAGUAGAACGAUAAUUUUGUGAGCUUUUUAAAAUGCAUGUAUCUUUAAAAUGUGCUUCAGGAUGAAGACCUGAAGAUGUCUUUCUCAUCCUUCUCUCUCUCACCUCGCUUGCAUUAGGAAAUGUUUGUAUAUAAUCAUUAACACUUAGUGAAAUGUUACCUUUUGCACACCUGAAUUCCCAGUAGCAAAACCACAAUGAAUGUGUUUUGGCAGCUGCAGUUCUGUAACAGCUUCUUUGCUUAUUGUUCAAAAUGUAGUCUUCUACAAAUUCUGUAAAUUAAUUCACAACUCCCUUCUUUACUGCUUGCUGUAUUUUGUAUCUACACAAUUAUUUGCUUAUAAUAAUAAAAAGUAUUCCAUUGGGUUUCGAACAAUGGCAUCUCAGUGAAGUAACUCGCCUUUACAUACAUUUUGUCAUUAAUUCAGUCUAUAUCUUUUUUUCUUUACACUCGGAGAAUUUUCAUAGCAGUGCCACUGUAGGAAAUGAUGAGGUGCCAAGGAGUACUGAAUUACACAGGAAACAACUUUGGGAAGAAUAGUCAUGGUCUUUGAUACACAGGAAUAAUUGAAUUUUUAAUUUAAUUUUUUUUUCCAUGGAACAUUUUGCAGAUAACUGUGAUAGGAGCCUAAAAAAAGAAGAGCUUAUGUUUGUCAAAACGGGUAUUUGCCAAUAAUAGCUUGUUUUCUAGGUCACUUUUCUGAGAUUAUAUAGAUGGUAAAAACUCUGCAUUUUUGAAUCCUACAGGUGCUAUAUAUGGACAAAACAGUGUUCGGAUUUCCUCCCUGAGACUUAGAAAGAAAGAAGGAAAAAAAAUAAUGGUGAAGCUGUUUGUUCUAAUGUUAUGUUUGCUCACCACCUUUGAAGUUGCAUUUUCCAUUUCAGCAUUAGUUUCUGUAAUAUUACAGUACAAAGCUCAUUGCUUGUCCUGUGAUGCUGAGUCUCUGUCCUAAACAAAUGGACACCCUCCUGAGUAAAAUAAGCUUUUCAGAACUCUGGUUACUGGACAAAGUCCUGCAUUUAGAGUGACCGUGUAUCUUUUUGCUUAUGUUGUGCAGGAUGGAGGCUUCCUGCCUGGAGCUGGCUUUGGAAGGUGAGCGCCUGUGUAAAGCAGGAGAUUGCCGAGCCGGUGUGUCUUUCUUUGAAGCAGCAGUUCAGGUUGGAACUGAAGAUUUAAAAACACUCAGUGCUAUUUACAGCCAGUUAGGCAAUGCCUAUUUCUACUUGCAUGAAUAUGCAAAGGCCUUGGAAUACCAUCACCAUGAUUUAACUCUUGCAAGAACAAUUGGAGAUCUACUGGGCGAAGCUAAAGCUAGUGGGAAUCUGGGCAACACCUUAAAGGUUCUUGGGAAUUUUGAAGAAGCUAUCGUUUGUUGUCAGAGACAUCUGGAUAUUUCCAGAGAGCUUAAUGAUAAGGUAGGAGAAGCAAGAGCACUGUAUAAUCUGGGAAAUGUGUAUCACUCUAAAGGGAAAAAUGUAGCCAGUGCUGGGACUCAUGAUCCAGGGGAACUUCCAGAUGAUGUGAAAAAUGCUUUACAAAAAGCUGCAAAUUAUUAUGAGGAAAACCUCGCAAUAGUAACAGAGCUGGGUGAUAGAGCAGCACAAGGACGUGCCUUUGGAAACCUGGGAAACACACACUAUCUUCUGGGCAACUUCAGGAGUGCGGUUUUAGCCCAUGAACAGCGUCUCCUAAUUGCAAAAGAGUUUGGUGAUAGAUCAGCGGAAAGAAGAGCAUACAGCAAUCUUGGAAACGCCUACAUCUUCCUGGGUGAAUUUGAAACUGCUUCGGAAUACUACAAGCGGACGCUCCAGCUGGCUCGACAGCUUAAAGACAGAGCUGUGGAAGCACAGGCCUGUUACAGCCUUGGGAACACGUACACUUUGCUUCAAGACUAUGAAAAAGCAAUUGAUUAUCAUUUGAAACACCUUGCGAUUGCUCAGGAAUUAAAUGACAAAAUUGGUGAGGGAAGAGCAUGCUGGAGUUUAGGGAAUGCUUACACUGCGCUGGGAAAUCAUGACCAAGCUAUGCAUUUUGCAGAAAGGCACUUGGAGAUCUCACGAGAGGUAGGAGAUAAAAGUGGAGAACUCACUGCUAGACUUAAUCUUUCAGAUCUUCAAAUGGUUCUUGGAUUAAGCUACAGCACAAACAACUCCAUGAUGGCAGAAAGCCACGUGGUAGAUACCAGUCUGAAUGGUACCAGACCAAGAGUAGGACGCCGCCACAGUAUGGAGAACAUGGAACUUAUGAAAUUAACUCCAGAAAAGGUUCAGAACUGGAACAGUGAGAUUCUUGCUAAACAGAAACCACUGGUUGCCAAACCUUCAGCAAAACUGCAUUUUGUAAAUCGACUAAAAGGCAAAAAGUACAAAACCGGCACCACUUCCAAAGUUUUGCAGGAUGCCAGUAAUUCUAUUGAUCAUCGACUUCCAAACUCACAGAGGAAAAACAGUCGAGAGGCAAUGGCAGAUGAAGGGUUCUUUGAUCUGCUGAGUCGAUUCCAGAGCAACAGGAUGGAUGAUCAGAGAUGCUACUUCCAGGAGAAGAAUAGAUUCCCAGCUGCUUCAGUGGCAACAUCCUCUACUCCACCUAAAACAAUGAGAAAAUCCUUUUCUACAUCUGUAGUCUCACCCCACACAGAUGAGUUUCUAGACCUACUCGCUAGCUCGCAGAGCCGCCGGCUCGAUGACCAGCGUGCCAGCUUUAGCAAUCUACCUGGACUUCGUCUUAAUCAGCACAACAGUCACUCAGUCCUGGGUCACCUCAUGGCGAGUAACAACAGGGACCUAGAUGAUGACUUCUUUGAUAUAUUGGUAAAAUGUCAGAGUUCCAGACUGGAUGAUCAAAGAUGUGCUCCUCCCUCACCUGCAAAAGGACCAACUGUACCAGAUGAGGAUUUCUUCAGCCUGAUUUUACGGUCACAAGCUAAGAGAAUGGAUGAACAAAGAGUCCAUUUACCCUCAACUAUAAAGGGACCAAGUUCUAGCUGAAGAAACAAAACAGGCGUGUACUGUACAGUAGCACAUUAGGUAUCAUUAUUUUGUUUGCUGGAAAAACAUAAUGUCUUCUUACAGAAGACUGCAGUUAGUAGAUUUGCCCCCUUUCUAAUAAUUUUUUUUAUGAGUAGCAGCAGCAUCACAUUUGUGACUAGUAGUUAUUACCGCUGCUGCUUGCUGCAGUGUCCGAGACACCGAUUACUGUGUGUCCCUCUUAACUGCCUUUAGUCUAUGAACAUGAAUACAAAUUUUCCACUGUCAAGGUACUGUCAUUGCUGAGGUGUGGAUUCUACCACUGUCUCAAUCCAGUGAAAGACCUACAUUUGUAUAUUCUUUUUAAAGAAAACUUGGGUUUUGUUUUUUUUCUGAUUUGUACCUCCCUGGGAAAAAAAUCCUGUUUUCUUUUGUACUUUUUUUAAAAGAUAAAAAAUAAUUGAGAAAUAGCUUCAGUACUUAAGUCUGUCUUUGCAGAAACAGAGUUUGGAAGAAACAAUCAUUUUUUAUUAAAUAAAAAAAAAAUUAAAUCAAA
Messenger RNA from Strigops habroptila (Kakapo), 7168 nucleotides. It is a transcript of the gene GPSM2, whose product is annotated as G protein signaling modulator 2. The coding region runs from base 4693 to 6633 and encodes 646 amino acids. The transcript is spliced from 15 exons. NCBI's taxonomy places the organism in Eukaryota, Metazoa, Chordata, Aves, Psittaciformes, Psittacidae. Gene Ontology annotation, molecular function: protein binding; GTPase regulator activity. The record is from RefSeq and is a predicted model, not a curated record.